Melanotaenia boesemani (Boeseman's rainbowfish) is the source of this 2659-nucleotide messenger RNA. It is a transcript of the gene wt1a, whose product is annotated as WT1 transcription factor a. Gene Ontology annotation, biological process: regulation of transcription by RNA polymerase II. Lineage: Eukaryota; Metazoa; Chordata; Actinopteri; Atheriniformes; Melanotaeniidae. Gene Ontology annotation, molecular function: RNA polymerase II cis-regulatory region sequence-specific DNA binding; DNA-binding transcription factor activity, RNA polymerase II-specific. Gene Ontology annotation, cellular component: nucleus. The transcript is spliced from 9 exons. The record is from RefSeq and is a predicted model, not a curated record. The coding region runs from base 385 to 1716 and encodes 443 amino acids.
CCUCCACUUCUAUUUCUCCAUUCACAGACAGCCCUCUGAGCAGAGACCCGUCUCCUCUUUUGAAUGGACUCCAUCUGAGCCAGAACACAGCUUUAUUGCUGCAGAUGGAAACUGAUGACCGCCACUGAUCUCAUCUUGUGCCUGCUGCUGAUAAAAACUGCAGACUUUAAUGCUUUGCCAUGAACUUUUGCCGGACUUGAGGAACGUCCAGUGUGGCUGAUUUAAAGACUUCUGAAGGAGGAGAAGCACCCCUGGCACUGAGAGAAAGACUGUUCUCAGGGAUUUAGAAGGUGGAGGUGUUUUUGGGUCUUCAGGCAGGAACAAGGACACAGAUCAAAUUUAAAAAUUGCCUCCAUUUAUUCUAGUUAUCUCCCCUGGACCACAAUGGGUUCAGAUGUGCGUGACCUGAACUCCCUGCUGCCCCCGGUCCCAGCGGGCCCCAGCCCCGGCUGCCCAGCCCUGCCCGUCAGCACGGCCCCUCAGUGGGCUCCUGUCCUGGACUUCCACACUGCUGCCUCCCCUUACUCCUCCCUGGCUGCCCCCCACACCUCCCUGGGGGCUCACUCCUUCAUCAAACAAGAACCCAGCUGGGGGGCCACUGGUGACCCCCACCACCAUGAAACAGACCCCCACUGCGGCCUCAGUGCCUUUACAGUGCACUUCUCAGGGCAGUUCACAGGGACCGGGGCCUGUAGGUAUGGGGCAUUCGGGGCACCCCCUCCUCCGACAGCGGCCCCCAGCCAGCCGCCAGCCGUGGCCGCCCCACACCACCACCAGCCCCCCAGCAGGAUGUUCAGCAACCCAUCAUACCUGCCCAACUGCAUGGACACACAGCCGGCUGUUCGCAACCAGACAGGUUACAGUACGGUUGCAUUCGAUGGAGCCGGUAAUUACGGUCACACUCCUACACACCACAGCUCGCAGUUCUCCAACCACUCCUUCAAACAUGAAGACGCUUUAACCCAGCAGAACACAAUGGGUGAGCAGCAGUAUCCAGUUCCUCCUCCUGUUUAUGGAUGUCACACACCUUCAGACAGCUGCACAAGCAGCCAGGCCCUGCUGCUGAGGAACCCCUACAACAGUGGUGAAAAUUUAUAUCAAAUGACCUCUCAGUUGGAGUGUGUGGCAUGGAACCCUGUCAAUACACUGGCAUCCACCAUAAAGAGCCAUGCAGCAGGCUAUGACAGUGACCCCAACACCCCGAUGGUGUACAGCUGCAGCACGCAGUAUCGCAUUCACACACAUGGAGUCUUCAGGGGUAUUCAGGAUGUACGGCGGGUGCCCAGCAUCGCUCCAGCCAUAGUGCGUUCAGAGAGCAGUGAAAAGCGUCCGUUCAUGUGCGCCUAUCCAGGCUGCAACAAGCGCUACUUCAAGCUGUCUCAUCUGCAGAUGCACAGCCGCAAACACACAGGGGAGAAACCCUACCAGUGUGAGUUCACAGACUGUGGCCGCAGAUUUUCCCGUUCUGACCAACUAAAAAGACACCAGAGGAGGCACACAGGAGUUAAACCGUUCGAAUGCGAGACGUGUCAGAGAAAGUUCUCUCGGUCUGACCACCUUAAGACACACACACGGACUCAUACAGGUAAAACAAGUGAGAAGCCGUUUAACUGUCGGUGGCUGAACUGUCAGAAGAAGUUUGCCCGGAGUGAUGAGUUGGUGCGACACCACAACAUGCACCAGAGGAACCUCACCAAGCUACAGCUUUCCAUCUGAGUCUCUUUUGGUCCUGCAUUCAUCUGUGUAUACUUGUGAUGUUUCUAGUUAAUUCACCCUUUAAAAAAAACAAACAAAAAAAAAACAGCCUCUCUGGACUUCAGUGGAGUCCUGAUGAUCAGUUUGGUUUUACCAGCUCUCAGUUGCCAGACUAAAAAGUCAAAGGUUGUAUGUUUCUGCAAACUGUAUAGAUAUAAAUUGUGUUGUUUCUAAACCUCUCUGAUGUGCAAAAUAGGUUAUUUGGCAUCAGUCCUGUGAUGCACCAGCUAGCUACAUAAUUCCCAACAGUGUUGUGUUGUUAUGAGAAACAGCGAUCUCAGCAUUUGACCUUGAUUGUCAUGCUGGCUGGCACAUUUUGAGAAUAUUUAAAAGCUGCCGGACCUCCAUCUGGGAGAGAAGCAAACUGUAAUCCAAACUAAACUUUUUAUUUAGCUGUACUUGGCAUUUUGAAUGGAUUUAUGGGCUCAAAGUAUCAUGUUCAGCUUGACACAUCCUUAUACUUUUCAUUUCACUCUGAAUUUUAGUUAAGGCACCAAAACAGCAAGAUUUUGCUUAAGAAACAAUUGCUGCCCCAUUCAUAACCACCCAUGUUAAAUAUAUAUUAAAUAUGAAUAUGUGUGUGUGUAUAAAGAAUUGUUACGGUGUGAGGCCGAGGCAUUUUACACAUCUGUGCUUUGCAGAAACGUACAAUGUUAGCAUGUUAUUCUGGCAGCUGAAUGAACUGCACUUUGAAGCGAAAUGCAAGUCAUUCUAUACCCCCGGAAAAUGAUUACUUCUAAAACUUAAACAUAAAAUCUGUUUAUGUUAGUCUGAAAGUAUUUUGCAUUUCUGUUACUGUCUAUAAAAUCCAAAGAAAAGACCAAAAACAACACUAAGAAAAACACAAACCUGAUUCAACUAAGUGGAGCUAUUACUUUAACAGAACUGAGGAAAAACCUGGGAU